ACCCCCGCCCUGUCACCACACAGAUUGUUUUUACUUACUCUGUUUUCUUCCAUUCUUUUCUCCCUCUGCCCUUCCCCCAAAUUUCACCCGCCAUCAAACGCACCCUUCUCUUCUUUGUGCCUUCACUUUUACCAUUUCUCGCUUCCACCUUCUCACUUUCAGUACUUACUUUGCUUGCUCUCUUUCUGCAUUCCCCAACACACCUUUCCUUCUUCUUCUUCUUCUCUCCCUCUUCCUGUCCUUCCGUUACUCUAUGUAAAGCAAGAGCAAGGAGGAGAAAAGAAGGAGAAUGGAUGUUUUGUUGCUGGAGACUGGAGUCGUCCAUUGUUGAGACCAGAAAGUGAAAAUCUUUCGACUUCCAGAAGAAAAAAAAAAGGGAAAUGGCCGCCCCUGCAUCAGGUUGUUCUCCCCACUCUUCUUCCUCCGUUAAAUCGUUGCCGCCGCCGUGCCCCAAGUCGCCGCCGGACUACCCUGAUUUGUAUGGCAAACGCAGGGAAUUGGCUAAAGUUCAGAUGCUCGAGCGAGAAAUUAACUUCCUUGAGGUAGAGCAUUUACCCCUGCUUUCUUUCAGUGUACUCUGUUUCGGUUUAGACGCGCCUCCAUUUGAAUCGAAAUUUACAGUGAAGCCCUUUACUUUUCCGCUAGUGAUGAAAAGAGAGAGAAGAGCUAAAAUUUGUACAAAGUCUACACCCAGCAUCCCAAUGCUGCAAAGAAGUAAGCGAUUUUGUGGUAGGGAACCCGGACCCGCUGAUACCCACCAGAAACCGAAAGAACAGAAGGUCUUGCCGAUUCUGGAAAUGGCUAUGGUACUACUUUCUUUGGGAUACCCUGUUUCAACUUCUCAUGGAUUUGCUGCUGCUGCUGCUCCGGUUUCUCUUGCUGUUGUCCAAAAUUGCCACGCUGCUACGUCUCCAAUCCCUGCCCUCGCACAUCUAGUUGCUGUUCCAGCCGCUGCUGCGACGGCUGUUGUAACUGCCGCAGCUGCCUCCCUCCGCCGCCCAACAACUGGCCCUGCUGCUGCUUCUCCUCCGCCGCCGCUUCCUGUGGCUGUCGUUUUCCCAGCUUCAAUUGCUGCAUCUGCGGAAACUGUAGAAAGAUCAGCAGCGGUGGCGGUGGCGGAAGCAGCGAGAAGAACAACUCCUGCUGCUGUCCUGAUUUGAGUUCUUGCUGUUGCGCUUUCAAGUUCCCUUCUUUUUCUUGCUGCUCGAAAAAUGGCUGCGGCGGCGGCGGCGGCGAGAAGAACAACUCUUGCUGCACAUGGAAAUGGAAAUGGUGCUGCUGUCCCAAGGUACGGCGCCCUCGUUGUUGCAAAUGUACAAAGAAUCAGUGUAACUGCUGCAGUAAUCCAUGCUGCUGCUGUCCAUCGUUCUGAUGAUUUCCAGAGGGAGAAGAAAAGUAGGAAUUGCAUAAUUGAUUAGUAGACUGGAAGGAAGCGCCUGCGUAUAGUUUAAUUCGAAUAUAUCUCUAUUGGGUUGGGCUUCUCCUGUGGAUAUUAUGUAUACGCAAUGAUCAAUUAGUUAGUUAAUAAAUAAAGAAUGGGUUAGUAAUUAUGAAUAUUAU
Messenger RNA from Linum tenue, 1560 nucleotides. The record is from the annotation of a GenBank genome assembly. NCBI's taxonomy places the organism in Eukaryota, Viridiplantae, Streptophyta, Magnoliopsida, Malpighiales, Linaceae.